Molecule: messenger RNA, 2176 nt
Organism: Temnothorax curvispinosus
Lineage: Eukaryota; Metazoa; Arthropoda; Insecta; Hymenoptera; Formicidae
Product: protein obstructor-E-like
Exons: 4
Coding region: 392-1162 (256 amino acids)
Cellular component (GO): extracellular region
Molecular function (GO): chitin binding
Source: RefSeq, a predicted model, not a curated record
GAUCUUAAUGAGAACUAAAUAGAAAAUGAGGUCGUCAGCUACUAUACAAGUAUCAUUACGUCCAAGGAAACAUAAACAGUCAUCCAAAGCAGUCGAAGCGUUAAGCACGAGCUAAUGGCCUUCCUCAAUAUAUAAUAAAUCACCGCAGGUAGAGCCUUCCUAUGCGGCCCAAGAGAUCGGCCGGGGAUGGAGAGUGGGGCGCUCAUAUAAGACACCAAGCAAACGCCUCUCCCAGUGACCAGUCUCGACACGAAAACUCAUCAGCCGAGCUUCCUCGGCUCCCACACGACGACGCAGAGAAAGAGAGAAUAUAUUCCCCAGGCGUAAACCAGGAAUAUUUUGCCGACUAGGGAUUGACAUUUCGCGUUAGAUCUAUCGCCGUUUUCGCAGGAUGUCGCAGCAGAUCCUUCCGCUCGUCCUGGUGCUCCUGGCCGCGCAGGGCUCGCUUGGCCAGAAGCAGCAGCAGGAGGACCCGUGCCAGACGAAAUCGCGAGUGGUGGGCGACGCCGAGUACUGCGAUCGCUAUUGGGAGUGCGUGAAUGGUCGCCCGGAGCUGUUCGACUGUCCGAACGGCCUCGUGUUCGCCGGCAAGCACCGCGGCGUCACCGAGGGCUGCGAUUAUCCGUGGCGCGCGAACUACUGUGACGGCAAACGCCAGGCGAAUCCGCCGAUCCCGACCGAGCACUGCGACUGGCUGUACGGGAUCUUCGGCCACGAGACGUCCUGCACCAGGUACUGGACCUGCUGGAACGGCACCGCCACCGAGCAGCUCUGCAUAGGCGGUCUGCUCUACAACGAGCGGGCCAGGUCCUGCGACUGGCCUGAAAACGUCGAGGGAUGUCAGAAACAUCCGCUCUGCAACGACGACGCCAACGGUAACGUGCCGCUGGGCAAGUCGUGCAACCGUUACUGGCAGUGCCAGGGUGGUUACCCGCGGUUGCAGCGCUGUCCGGCCAUGCUGGUGUUCGACAGGCGGUCGUUGAGAUGCGUGGUGCCGCCGACGGAGGACUGCGACGUGCCCACGACACCGCCGCCUACCGAGGGCGAGCUGUCCGACGGUCGCAACGAGCAGGAGCCUGAAGAGGAGAACCUGCCGCCCGGCGUGCCGCCUCUGCCGUCGGGCGCUCUGCCGAUUCCCCUGCGGGCGCGUCCCAGAAACUAAAGCAGCAGCAAGGUCGUCCUGUCCCGGCCUUGGAAGGGCGAAGGAAGCGCCAGGAGAUCCUUUUUCAAUAAGCGAGAUCCCCGAAAAUCGUCAAUCGCCGCGGAGAACUCGAGCAGUUCUCUCUCGUCGAGUCUCCCCCAGGUUCUCGCGCGAUCUUGCAGUUUCGUAAUUUCAUAAUUCUAUAGAAUUUUUGUAGAGGAUCGAGAUUUUUAAAACUCUUAGAUUUUUUAACGUUCCGAAAUUAAUCCCCGAAUGUCGGACAAGUUGAAGUCCCGCGCGAUUCCGUAUUACUUCCUCAAGGAAAAGUUCCGUUCUUUCUCCUGGAUAAAAUUUUGAUUUUACCUUCGCCAUAUAAGGAUUUAAUUUUCAGAUACGAAUAUGAAAUUCAAAGUUGAGCAAAAGUGAGAGUAACAACUGCUUAUUAAUCACACAGUUCUCGGUUCUUCCUAAUUAAUGAGGAACGAAUUUAUUAUUUUAAUUAAUUCACGAAUAAAAAAUGCAUUCGUGAGAAACUUAUUAUUUCAAUGAAUUAAUUUAAGAUCUAAGAUAAAUCAACUUACAUAAAAAAUGGAAUAAAACUUUCUAGCUAUUUAAUAACAGAACAUAAAACAGAUGAUAAAAGUUCUCAAAGACACUUGAAUGUUUUUUUACAAAUCUCGAAAAAUUGUAAUAAAAUCAACCAAGCAUGAUCGAUCUCUUAAAAGUUUCAGGUAAUAUAAAAUAAAAGUCUCAUAAAAAUAUUAAAUAAAACCUAAAUUGCAAAUAAAAAUUAAUAUGGAAUAAAUUGCGACAAAUUCAGUGAAAUACUUUUUAUCAGAAUUGUUUUUCAAAAAACGGAAUUAGACUUAAUUAAAAAAAGGAGGAAAUUAUUUUUGAGGACCGAGACUUGUCGACAUUCAUCGAUCCGUCCAUGUCUGAGCGAUCGAGCUCUUUUCCCCCUUCAAUGGUGAUUCGUAUUAUUAAUUGAUAACAAUGUUAAUUAAUGAACAUCUCGUUUUUCGGUUCCCGAACCGU